AUGCACAGGCAGUUCAACUUUCAUGUGGAAGUCAAUGAUGUGAGCAGUAUGUUACAAUGCUGUCAUCCUUUAUCGCCGCUCUGCGCUUAUGCGGUAUUCACUGUGAUCGGUUUCUUUGGAAUUUUCGUGGAUGUUAAAUACUGUGAGUCGAAAUGCACAGAUCAACCUGAUGGUAUUCACCAUACUUACCAGAUUGAAGAAGAAACGCCUGUGCCCAUUCACAUAGGUGAUCUGACAGCCGAUAUUUGUUUCGACAACGUAAACGGCACUGAAUCUUUUCCAAGCACCAUGCGCAGGUUCAUAAUAUUCCCUUCCACACAACCAUACUUCAGCUAUUUUGAAAUUCGUCAGGCCAAAUUCCGUAGCAAUUUAGAUGGAACUCAACGGACAAUUUUCAAACAGUAUCUCAUUCUCGUUCGUUCGAUCGAUCGGGAGGUAAUGUGUGAUCAUUCCAUUGUGGACUGGACGUCUUCAACUGAGGGUCCAAAUUCAGCACUACUCAGCUAUCGAAAUUCCCAUUGCUUAUGUGAAAGUAGUUCCGGCCUAUGUACAAUCCACCUACACUUGCUGUUACAACUGGCACCCGUGGUGGACAGUAAUACGAAUCCGCAAAUCAGACCGUACACGCUUUCGGAUAACAAUGAAUUUAUCACCGUGCAACUAAAUAUUAUAGACAUAAAUGACAAUACACCUUCAUUUCAACCGUCAGAAUAUACUUUGUUCGUGAGUGAAUCUGAGGGACCGGGCAGUAAAUUCCGGCUUCCUUCAGCCGUGGACAGGGAUCUUGGUAGAAAUGCUAGGGUUUCUUAUGAUCUUUUUUAUCUCAACCAUUCCAUUUCACAGCAUUCAAAAAACCUUUCGAUUCCAAGUUUACUGGAAAGCAUCGACAUUUUAGAUAAUGGGCAACCAACUUUUUUGCUGGAAAUGAUGGACUACUCUGACGAGCUCUUCCUAAAAUUGCAGUCAAAACUGGACAGAGAAAUGAGAUCUUCGUACCAAAUCAUGAUAACAGCAACGGAUCAAGCGCCGGUACGUCAGAAAACGGGACAUUUGCUCCUUCAUGUAAUAGUGGAAGAUGUGAACGAUUCCCCUCCAAAAUUUGAGAAAAGCAUUUAUGUGUUCCAUGUACACGAGUCUACAUCUCCAGGCUCGAAGGUUGGUGGCGUUCACGCAGAUGAUGAGGAUUCUGGGGCGAACGGGGAAGUAACUUAUCGUCUACUUCAGUCCUUUUUUAACGGAUCUUGUCGGCACACCUGGAAAAACCGUUUCCGGAUUGAUGCAGGGACCGGCGUGAUUAGAGUUCACAGUCCGCUUGAUAGGGAGCAAGAUCUAAAAUUAGUUUUUCAGGUGGAAGCUGUAGAUCAUGGGCAGCCUGAGCGUUCUGCAACAACCAAAGUGAUAAUUUUUCUUCUAGACGAUAAUGAUAAUAGCCCUUCAAUUAGAGUGUGGGGAAAACACGUGUUGACGAACCCGAAUGGCUUAGUUGGUUGCAGUGAUCCCGAUGCUUGCUCCCUUUUGACUGCUGGCGUACAAAUGCAACUAACUAUUUGGGUGACAGAAUGGCUGAAGCCAGGUUCGGUGGUAGCAUUUUUGGAGAGCUGGGACUUGGACGAACUGGAACGCGGUAAUGUGUCUUGUUCGGUUAACAAUGGCGAAUACCUAUUGCAGCAUGUCCAAGAGCUACUUAUGGGUAAUAGUGUUCUUGUUAGGCAGUCUGCGAGCAACAAAUCUGGCGAUCCUUGUGCCAUUCUUUCAUCGAAACAAAGUUCAAAAUUUUAUCAGCUUGUAAAUUCGCGUAUUAUGGAUUGGGAAAUGAAGCCACACAUUUACAUCCCGAUAGUUUGUCAUGACGCUGAUAAGGUACUGCCACGAUCAUCAACUCUCCUGCUUCAAAUAUCCGUGAAGGACGAAAAUGACAACGCACCCAUUUUCAACUUGCCUGUUAUUGUCUCCCCGGCAAUAUGGAUAAACAAACAUGACUGGUUGCCAAAUGUACCUGAAGAAAAACGUGGUCCAUUGAAAAGCCUGACUCCUUUUCAAAAGGAAAUCAAAAUCGUUGUCCCCGAAACGCUACCCCCAAACACAACGCUUGCCUAUUUCUCAGGAUAUGAUGCCGAUGAUUCUCAAAACAGCGAACUGCUUUUUCAGAUCAGUUUGGAUGAACGAAGUGGAUUUGCACCUCCAUCGACUGAUGUACAUCAUUUACUGACUCCCGGGAAGGGGUUCUUAUCCAUCAGCGGGAUAACCGGCAGUUUGCUUAUUACAUCUUCAUUGCUAAGUGCACCAGCUCACCAGUGGCACAACUUUAAGGUAAUUUUAAGUGACAAAGGCGAACCUGCCUUGACAACCAGCCUUCCAAUUUCAGUAUGGAUUCAAACUGUUAAUCAGCAUCCACCUGAAAUCCUGAUUGACGUAGAGUUUCAUAGUGGAAUUCAGCACCCUGAAAAUCGCACUAGCUCUUCAAAUAUCAUAAAAAUUAUGGAAAAUGAACCCCCAGGCACAGCAGUCUGUCGUCUAAAGGUGAUUGAUUUUGAUCGUCAGGAGGCUGGACGUGUUAGUUUUUGGUUGGCAGGAGUAUAUAAAGUAGAACAUAACGCGACCACAGCAAUACACGAAAGCCCGUUUUUGCUCAACAAUAGAACAGGUUUGGUAACAACCACGCGUUUUCUUGACCGGGAAGGAGAUGGGGACGAGAUUAUUUUGCAUAUUUACGCUCAGGAUUACGGAACACCGAUGAAAACUACGCUGAAGAAUAUAUCUGUACGUAUUUUAGAUAUGAAUGACCACACUCCCAUCUUUCUAAUGCCAUUGAAGCCCUGCUUCAAUGGUUUGGUUACCGCGGACCCAGAGUCAAACAAUCAAUUGUUUAUCUUGAAUGGGAAUUUCACUUAUGAACACACUGUUCCCCAUUUCUUGUCCGGUGACUCAGCGUCAAUUCCUGGUGUUUUAUUUAGAGCUCGUGACGCCGAUAUAGGACAAAAUGGAGCCGUAUCUUAUUCAAUCAUUCCUAGUUGUCUGUCUUCAACGGACGUUUCACGAGCAAAGCAAUUUUUAACACUUAACAACAGAAGUGGCUGUCUAGUUCCGAAUAAGCAGCUUAUUGAUCAGGACCUACCAACCGUGUUUCAUUUUCGACUCAUGGCUCAUGACAGUGAUGUUGGUCGACAUCUUUGGUCGGCCCUGGAAUUAGUAGUGUCCGCAAGACUAACCAACAACACCAGUUUAACUCUGGAGAUCUCAGGAUACCCAGGAUCAGUCCACUGUGAAAUCCAACCCCAGGGUCAAUAUGGCCAAGAAAAUCGGGUUCAAACUAUUCAUGAACUAACCCCCUUAAUGCGCGCUUUGCUAAGCGUUACCGUAAUGGCAGGAGCAAUGGUGGUGACGGUCGUCAUAUUUGUGCUUGUGAAACGCCCUGGUUGGAUAAUUGGACGAAACUAUUUAUUUGAGGCGUCGCAGAAAGUGAAGAUUGACAUCUUUCAGUGCCGUACGGUGCACAAUGAAAUCGACGCAUGGCCUCCGAAUUUCCUGCCAUUAGAUCAACAGGUACGCACGAACGGGGGCGAUGAUAAAUGCGUCAUUCAGUUGGAGACGAAAUCACCUGGAAGCAUAACAAAUGCAAUGCAGUUUCAAAUAAACCCACAAGAAAACUCUGGCACUGUCAUGGAUAGUGAGCGACUUGACCAACGCAAGCGUUGUCAAUCGGUGGAGGUAAUUACCUAUCCUGUGCACAUCCAUCGGGAACCAAGUCCGAUCACCUCACGCGUUGUUUAUCAACAGGACUUCCUGAAGAAAACAGCGGAUGACCCUACGUUUUUGAAAUGCCCCGUUUACUUGGAUCCAUUUGAUGAGCGUCUUGUUCAACUCAUUAGUCACAAGGACUACGACAAAUGUGUAAGUUCUACAGUUUCAAACGACACAUCUCCCAUUGUGUCAAGCAACCAAUACAUAAAGUAAUAACAUCUCAGAGAAUCACUUGCAAAUCCAUCGGUAUAUCAGUUAUUUUCCACGAAUAUGCAUGUAUCGUUAUUCAAUACAAACCGGGGAAAGCUGUAAUUCA
This is a messenger RNA of Opisthorchis viverrini, 4057 nucleotides long. RefSeq lists its product as hypothetical. Gene Ontology annotation, biological process: homophilic cell-cell adhesion. Gene Ontology annotation, molecular function: calcium ion binding. Gene Ontology annotation, cellular component: plasma membrane. NCBI's taxonomy places the organism in Eukaryota, Metazoa, Platyhelminthes, Trematoda, Opisthorchiida, Opisthorchiidae. The record is from RefSeq and is a predicted model, not a curated record. The transcript has 2 exons. Bases 1 to 3954 code for a protein of 1317 amino acids.